AAUCCCUGACCAACCCCGGCUAUUAUCGUUUGGCCCGCUACAUACGAGGUGAUACCUAUUUGGAUUCGAAUCGUUUGGGUGGAAACUCUCCCUCUUCGCAUCCGGCUGCCACAGGCCGCAGAAUAUCCCACAUUCCAAUGUACCGAGCCGAUAUGUCAAUGGGUGCCGGACAAUUGUAUCCACCAAUUGAUAUACCCAAUUUCAAUUUACCCUCCACGGCACGCAGUUUCGAUGACACCCCCUCGACAUCAAGUGAAGAAUUGGAAUCGAAACAAACUUUGGAAGGCGAUGGAGAUUUGAAAUAUGAAGAUGUCUAUUUGCCCACCAUUCACAUUCGCCCAUUGGAGGAUGAUCUCGAAUUGGAGUUGCACACCGAUGGUCUGAUUGAUGGUGAAGCUAAGGCCCUACUCAGCGAUGGCAUUGAACGUUGUGCUCCCGGCAAGAGGCGGGAUAGUUAUGGAGUAUGCCGUGAAAUUGAGGGAUACUAAAAGG
Molecule: messenger RNA, 492 nt
Organism: Musca vetustissima
Lineage: Eukaryota; Metazoa; Arthropoda; Insecta; Diptera; Muscidae
Exons: 1
Source: RefSeq, a predicted model, not a curated record